AUGGCUAUCCGCUCAAUGAAGUUCACACCUGAGGUCCUUCUCGGCGCCCCUAGGCGUUCCUCGGCUGUUCCCAAUGCGGCAGGCACCCUUGCAGUCUAUACCCAGACAUCUUAUUCCUUCGAGUCACAUUCCAAGACCAAUGAGAUCCGAAUCAUCGAGAUUCAAAGUGGUCGAUCUGCCUUGAUUACAAAUGACCCCGGUGCAAGUAAUCCCCAGUGGCUUGGAGCUGAUGAUCAGCUGGUUUGGCUGAAGACUAAGACCAAUGGCAACACCAGCUUUAUCGUUGGCGAUGCGCGCGAAGCUGAUAAGACAUACACUGCGGGAACUGUACCGGGUCCAGUCUCGGACUUGAAAGUCACUCUCAUUGAACCGGGCAAGAUUGGUUUUGCUGUCACCGGAAAGGCCAAUCUCGAUGGUUCCCUCUAUAAUCCCCAAGAUGCGAAGAAACCCCACACAACUGGUCGCUUGUAUACUUCGCUUUUCGUCCGACAUUGGGAUGCCUAUGUCGAUCCUCAGAAAAACUCGAUUUUUUAUGGACUUCUUGAGCAAGCCCCCUUAUCACCUGCCCGCAGGCAGGCUGGGAAAUACUCGGUUUCCGGCCUUACGAACCUGAUCUCGGUGUCGGGCCUGACGGGUGUCGAGUCUCCGAUCCCACCGUUUGGUGGCACAAGUGACUUUGACAUUAGUCCCACGGCUAUCGCAUUCGUUGCCAAGGACCCUGGCUUGAACCCUGCGACACACACUGCCUGUUCCUGCUACUAUACGCCCAUGUUUUCUUGGACCAGCAUGAGUACUUCUGAGAUCAAGACUUGCAAAGUAGCUGGUCUACAGGGAGCUAUGUCGUCACCUGUUCUGUCUUCGGACGGCAGUUCCAUUGCUUUACUGGCCAUGAAGGAAGAUGGAUACGAGUCUGAUAAGAAUCGGAUUUUGUACGUUCCGAACCCAUGGAACGGAGAAAUGAUUGAAGUGUUCGGGUCUUCUGAUGGCAAGGGACUCUGGGACCUGAGUCCCUCUGCCCUCUCGUUUGCGCAUGAUGACAAGUCGCUCCUCAUUCAGACCGAGGAAAGGGGACGCGGUGUCGUCUACCAGCUUCCUUUAGAAAACAUUCGGAAGGCCACAACUGGUUCAUUGAAGAGACUCACCCGGUCGGGAUACGUAAAUGACGUGGUCUCCGCGGCUGCGGGCUCCUCCAAAUUAUUCAUCUCCAGCAGCAGUUUAGUGGACAACAGUGUAUGGUCAAUCAUCGACCCGUCAAGCCCUGAUCAAGUCCAGAUUGUUUCGUCGAGUGCUCGUGGAGGGUCAGCAUUUGGCCUUUCAGCAGCCCAGGUAGAUGAGAUCUGGUUCCAAGGAGCUGGAAAUUACCAAGUCCAUGCUUGGGUCGUGAAGCCUUCCGAUUUCAAGCCGGGUCAGAAGUACCCUCUGGCCUAUCUGAUCCACGGUGGCCCCCAGGGAGCAUGGAACGAUCAAUGGAGUACCCGCUGGAAUCCUGCCGUCUUCGCGGAGCAAGGUUAUGUUGUCAUUACACCCAAUCCAACCGGUAGCACUGGGUACGGACAGACUUUUACGGAUGGAAUUAAGGGCCAAUGGGGAGGCCGACCUUAUGAGGACUUGGUCAAGGGCUUUGAGUAUAUUCAACAGAAUCUCGCAUACGUUGACACCACGCGAGCUGUCGCCCUGGGUGCCUCAUACGGUGGAUAUAUGAUGAACUGGAUCCAAGGACACCCUCUUGGCCGCAAGUUCAAGGCACUGGUCACUCAUGAUGGCGUUUUCAGCAUGACGGGACAAUUGGCUAGCGAAGAGCAAUAUUUCCCCCUCCAUGACCUUGAAGCGCCGAUCUGGAAAAAGCCUGAGAACUGGGCUAAAUGGGACCCAUCGCGCUUUACGGCAAACUGGCAAACACCUCACCUCAUUAUCCACAAUGAACUCGAUUAUCGGUUGACAAUCGCCGAGGGCCUGGCAGCUUUCAACGUGUUGCAGAUGCGCGGCAUUGACAGCGCCUUCUUGACGUUCCCUGAUGAGAACCACUGGGUCCUGAAUCCUGAGAAUUCUCUUAUGUGGCAUAAGACUGUGUUCAACUUUAUCAACAAGUACACCGGUCUGCCUCAGGUCUCUGAUGAACCUGAUUUGUCAGACAUUGGGGCCUUGGUCCUCUAA
Messenger RNA from Penicillium odoratum, 2154 nucleotides. Its product is annotated as oligopeptidase family protein. The transcript has 2 exons. Lineage: Eukaryota; Fungi; Ascomycota; Eurotiomycetes; Eurotiales; Aspergillaceae. The coding region runs from base 1 to 2154 and encodes 717 amino acids. The record is from RefSeq and is a predicted model, not a curated record. Gene Ontology annotation, molecular function: serine-type endopeptidase activity. Gene Ontology annotation, biological process: proteolysis.